AGAAGAAGAAGAAGAAGAAGAAGUUGUAGCCGCUACGUUGGGAAUUAAAAUGUCUGCUCCGAAAACUAUCCCGAAAGACGCGCAGGUGAUGAUCCAGAUCCUGAAGGACAUGGGGAUCACUGAGUACGAGCCUCGAGUCAUCAACCAGAUGUUGGAGUUCACCUACAGAUACGUGACGACCAUCAUCGAAGACGCCAAAAUCUACGCCACGCACGCCAAGAAGUCCAGCGUGGACGCCGACGACAUCAAACUGGCCAUCCAGUGCCGCAUGGACCAGUCGUUCACCUCGCCGCCGCCACGAGACUUCCUGUUGGAGGUGGCGAGGCAGAAGAACCAGACUCCUCUCCCGCUGAUCAAACCGUACACGGGGCCCCGCCUCCCUCCGGACCGCUACUGUCUGACGGCGCCCAACUACAGACUGAAGUCGGUUCAGAAGAAGGUGUCGUCGUCUGCCGGCAGGAUAUCGGUGCCUCGCCUCAGCGUCGGCGCCGUCUCCAGCCGGCCGAGCACACCGACCCUCGGAACGCCGUCUGUCCAGUCCGUCACCUCGAAGGUGGGAACGCCGGUGUCUCUGACGGGUCAGAGGUUCACCGUGCAGAUCCCGCCCCCCUCCCAGACGGCCGCCGCCAAAACCACCGCGGCGUCCACGCCGGCCGUCUCCAACGUCCUCAUCAACCCGUCUCUGAUUGGCUCCAAGAACAUCCUCAUCACCACCAACAUGGUGUCGCAGAACUCCGGAGAGUCGCUGAAGAGGAAGCACGAAGACGAGGACGACUACGACGCUUUAUGACGGCGACACUGAACACCUCCUCCUCCUGCUCCUCCUCCUCCUCCUCCUCCUCCUUUUUUAAACUCCUUUGUGAUAAUAAACAGGUCGACCUGCUGCUCCACGUCUCUAAAACUCCUGCUAGUUUUGCUUUUCUAGAACAUUUGUUGAACCAGAGGAACCUUCAGAACAACCAUCAUUUACAAUAAACUGCAGUAAAAUCAAA
This is a messenger RNA of Centropristis striata (black sea bass), 992 nucleotides long. It is a transcript of the gene taf9, whose product is annotated as TAF9 RNA polymerase II, TATA box binding protein (TBP)-associated factor. The record is from RefSeq and is a predicted model, not a curated record. Gene Ontology annotation, cellular component: SAGA complex; transcription factor TFIID complex. The transcript has 7 exons. Lineage: Eukaryota; Metazoa; Chordata; Actinopteri; Perciformes; Serranidae. Gene Ontology annotation, molecular function: RNA polymerase II general transcription initiation factor activity; protein heterodimerization activity; transcription coactivator activity. Gene Ontology annotation, biological process: RNA polymerase II preinitiation complex assembly; DNA-templated transcription initiation. Bases 50 to 790 code for a protein of 246 amino acids.